AUGUGGAAUGCUAUCAUAGCGCGGAAGGGGGCUGGGAACAAGAUUGCUGAUUCCAUCGUGAGUAUUAAGUUGAGGUGCUUUGUGAAAGGCAGCCGGCGGGUAUGGGACCCCAGGAGCGGGGGUGUCCCGGUGGCCCCCGCGAUUCUAGAAAUGUGGAGCCCCGUGGUGAUCCGCGGAGCCGUCAGCGCUGGUCCGAAACAAGGGCCGAGGCAUUGGUUUGCGGACAGCGUUGGUCAAGAACAGAUACGAUAUCAGUCUGGACACCCCAUAAGCUGUACUAGUGAAGAAGGAUUGCUUAUCAUCCUCGCGAAGAGUCAGCCGUUGCAUUCACGCUGGUUCGGCUGGUUUAAGCAGCUGUUGGCCUGCUGGGAUUCCGACUGCCCAAGCCAUGGAACCUCCAAGGGGGACGUAGGGGACCUUGAAGGCCAAGGUCGGGCCCCGCGUGUGCAUGCGGCACAGCGGUUGGAUGUUCACACUGCAACUGCAACUGCGACGAAAGGCAGAGGCAAGUGCCAAUAUCAGUCACUAGGAAGGCACCUUGAUGGGCCCCUCUCCUUGGCUGCUUCUCGGAACGCGGGCACUUGCCGUACCUUACACGAUGCCAUAAGACCAGCUGAUGACCCUCUUUCCGCCUGUUUUCUCUUUUAUUCCGACUCUGUUACUCUUCUGCAUCUUCAUUUAUCGUUUCUGUGCUGUGUUCAAACCUCCAGACACCAGUUCCAUUCAUCCGAGAAGCGUCCCCGUCCAACCCACCCGAGUUCCGACCCCAGAUUUUGA
Messenger RNA from Colletotrichum lupini, 777 nucleotides. RefSeq lists its product as uncharacterized. The transcript has 7 exons. The record is from RefSeq and is a predicted model, not a curated record. Lineage: Eukaryota; Fungi; Ascomycota; Sordariomycetes; Glomerellales; Glomerellaceae. Bases 1 to 777 code for a protein of 258 amino acids.